Amoebophrya sp. A25 is the source of this 6429-nucleotide messenger RNA. NCBI's taxonomy places the organism in Eukaryota, Dinophyceae, Syndiniales, Amoebophryaceae. The record is from the annotation of a GenBank genome assembly.
UGUUGAUCAUGUGUUCCACCACUAGAAAAGAAGUGUCAUAGAAGUUACAACUUCGCGCACUGUAGUGUGAUGAAGGGACGAGACGAGCGAGACGUGGUACUGUUAAGAAGUAGAAAUUCUUUGUUGGUCGAUGAGUUGUUCCCCAACAUCCAUUUCAAUUUGGACUCCCAACUACCUCGAAGGAUCGUCUGCGAUCAUGAUUUGCAAUCCCUACUUUUUGAUACCCACCCUGUCCUCGUCUCUGAGUAGUUUCACGUAGUAGACUCCCAGUAUUUGAUGGCUUAUUCUUGACUUUAUCAUCUAGCACAGAAUGGAGUAGCGACUGCGUCCGCAGUAAACAACUCAGUAUGUUUGUUUAUCUCCGCCGAUGAGUUGUUCCCGGAUAGGCAUUUCAAUUUGGACACUACCUCCCACUUUUUGUUUGUUUAUCUCCGCAUAGGCAUGGAUGCCAAUAGAUCUUUGUUUCUGAGCUUGUUUCUGUUCUUGCUGUUACUCCCAUGCAUUAGGUAACCUGCAUGAUUUUUUUUUUGAGGUUGUUUGAGCAGUGCCUGUUUGAUAUUGGCUAUGCUAAUUGACAGUGAGUUGGAGGUAGAUAGUGUUUCCUCUUUCCUCAAGUUUCACAAUAGCCUAAUCCGAAAGACCUAGUAGAGCUAAACACUGUACUACUUAACGUGGAUGAAAAUAAAAUGAACACCGACAAUGCGAGUCGCCCUGACGUGCCUCUCCAGCGAUUAUGCGGAGAGGAUUUGCGCUUGAGAUGGGUCGGCGGCAAAAGUACGACUUAUUAUGUUGAAGAUGCUGACACAGGUACCAAAUUAUCUACGGAACUCACCAACAGUUCUUCUCUCCAACAGCUUCAGAGUUGCACUGGGGAUUACGCUAAAGUCAACUUAACUGGAUUCGGGAAUAGGGAUGACGUUGUUCUAGGUCCAGAACUUGGUGUUGGACGCGGCGGAGGAAACGGAGGACAAGGAGGAGGUUUUUGUUCACCUACUGGAGCAGUUCAAAGGGACUUUUCAGGCGUUUCUUCUGGCCUAGGUGGAUCCUCGGGAGCCGUGGUUCCCAUUUCGGGCGACGGCAAUUUGACGUUGCAACAGUUGCGACGAUGUCUUCUACCAGCGUUGAGUCGGGAAGCGGGACGUCCGGUGCCGACGUCAGUGUUGCAAAUAGUGCACGCGCCAGGUUGCAUGGUUGAUGAUGACGAUUGUAUGAGUGUUGACGACGAUGAUUUCUUUGAUUUGAAGAAGCUGUUGGAGGAUGAAGAUGAGAAAAAGAGGGCAUUGGAAGAAGAGGCAGCUGCUGCUGCUGCUGCGGCGGCAGCACCUGUUGCUGCAGAGGCGGAAAUAGCAAAGACUUCAUCAAGUUCGACGACUCCUGCAGGGAAUGCCACUUCAGCUGCGUCAGGAGGUACUGCAGCUGUAGGAAUCGCACCCUCGACAUCAGCAUCAACGACCAAACCAGCAUCAAACUUCUUCCGUAUCACGAUUCCUCCUGAAGCCGAAGCCGCUCUAAGAUCAGUGCCGCGUCCUUGGGUCGACCAGCUGUUGAAUGCGAGGAAUUUCAACGACAUCCCACCCACAAGAUUGGCGUUUCUAGAAUCCAAGGGCGUCCGGAUUCUCCGUGAAGACCCAGUUCGCCGAAUCACGAAUCUGACACUCAAACGUCGAGUUUUACAGAAUCUGCCAGUCGUAGUUGAGGAUGAACAAGUAGUGCUGCAUUUGUUUGGACAGCACGAAGAACAAGGUAGUUCUCAUCAAGCUUCUAGUUCUGCAUUUGGUGCAACAGCAUGUUGGGACUUACGAAAAAUCGAUUUGCUGUACGAUACGGAGAAGGAUGUCGUGUCCUUGGUCAGGAGUGAAGACCCGCAUGCGCACGAUGACGAGAUAGAAGCAGAAGUUGACGGACUACAAGGGCAAGAUCCUCAGGAUGCUGAUGACGUUGACAUUAAAAUGGAUGGACUAGUAGCUGAUGAAACAGGAACAAGACAAGCAGGAAACAGUGAUCGUUCCUCUUACAUGAUCAGAAUGGGCGAUCUCCAGCUUCUGAUCCAGCACCAUGCCAACCUCGAUGCGCGCAACAUGGUGGAGAAGAUGAAAGACUUGAUCGAAACAGGUGGCCGCUUACAACUCAUCGGUCGCAAGUCUUACACCGUUCAAGAGUGGGCGAUCGCGAUCUACCAGGCGGACGCGGAAGAACUGAAUGGCUCACAGUGGCUACAAGCGAGAAAGCAAAAGGCAAAGAAGAAUGGAGAAGAAGAAGGCCACGAAGGAAUGGAUGUAGAUAUGCUGUCUCAGAAUCAUGAUCCGGCUACAACAGCUUCACCAAAAUCAAAUGCAGAUGAUUCUCGGAUUGUUCGACUACCUAUGCCGGCUGGCGCCAAGGAUGUUGUUACCGCAUCUGCCUCUACAUCCUCUACCUCUGCAGAAGCUGGCGCUAGUACAGCUUCAAGUUCUUCUCAAGCCCCAACCAGGUCCACCGCCCCAGCCAACGACGAUUCAACCACUCUCGGCGACCACAAAGCCGCUGAUGACCAUGGGAGAUUUUAUAGUUGCAAUCCGAAUCCUAAGAAUCUCAAGGGCGUCUACAAUGGCCAGAAUGGUUUGAAGAACCAUCCCAUUUAUAACGCGAACAUGAACGCAACAUACAUUAAGUCAUUACAGAACAAGAACCGGAAGAGUGACAUACCUUUUCAGCCGUCUUUGCUGACGAUGCUGUUGGACAUGAUCUUCGUUGUGUACCAGAAGUACCCAGCUGAGCCGAUAACGGAAGAUUAUGACGGAAGAUAAUGAUUAGGUGUAAGCAUGUAAGCGAGCAUUUAGAUGCAGCUUUAUCGUAUUGAUUCAUUACUUCGGUUAUCGUUAUUCUGCUCUUCUACAGAAGGUACAGGAUAGUUGACAGGCCUCAACGGCAUCAGGAAGACGCAUCUCAAAGAGGUUACAUGACAUGACACACCCACACAAACAGACUCAGCAUCAAGUAGAUUCAACUCACAAACACGAUCGAACAGCAAAGCUUUUUUUUUUAGUCUACUUAGUUACUUUGUCUUCUAAUUAUCCAAAUCAAUGUUUGACUUUGUCUUCUAAUCCAAAUGGCGCGAAACACUGGACAGACACAUCGUCGAGUGCCAAGCGGCCAUCUUGCUGUUGCUGCGCAACCCGUUGUUCGAGGACCUCCUCGACAACUACGAGCAGGAAGCAGAGCUAGACGAGAUGUUUCGCCGUCAAGCAGAGGAGGAGGAUGGAGAUCGUCUUGGUGAUCAAGAGAUCACCAGUAUCGGCACUAUGGCAGGUACUUCUUCUAGCAAGAAGAAAAUCCUUGGCGGGUUCGAUCUUGCUCGCGUAGUCGCCACAGCUCCACCGGGAGGUAGCUCUCAAGAGGAAAGUCCUUUGCAUGAACUACUGCGCAUGUGUCGCUUAUUCUGUCGACCGGCAAGUCACUUUCCUGCUUCACAGAGAUUUGCGUGUUUACGACACAGUAUGUUGGGGAAUUCGUCUCAAAGCAGACUUGUGACAGGUGGAGCUAGUAAUGAUCCAUUAGGGCAGCUUGGUUUACCAGGAUGGUCUUCUGCUUCCGGUGCUUCGAGUCCAACCGGUAGUGUUUCUUCUUCUGGUAGGGGCGAACGUGCAGAAAGUAAAGACAAAAUGAAUGCACGCAAGGACCAAACGUCGGCGCAAAUGAUGAGGCCUUCCCAACCUUGGGUAUUUGCUGCUUUUGCUGAGGUCUUAGCUCAUCCCAGGUGCAGGCCUGCUGAAAUGACCAACGCUUUUGGACAGACGCCCUUGUACGUAGCCUUCGAGGCUUACUGGGAAGCGCAGGAUGACUCCAGCUUAGCAUCGCCUCCAGCACGUGCAAGUUCGCCACAGAACCAUCGAGGUGGAGCAGGUGUAUCGCAAACAGGCAUAGGGAUUAUAGGAGGAGUGUUUUCACCGCCAACAAGAGCGGGAGGGGGCGCGACUUCGCCAACAUCUUCAUCUCCAUCUGCGGAUUUUAAGAUGUGGUCAUCAGUUGCGACCCACGGAGCAGACGUCUUUCUAUUCAUGGGCAGCGGUGGAGGAUUAUCUUCUUUCACCUCUCCUUGCAUCUACAACGGAGCAGACCUCUUCAAGGCGUUGUUGUCCGCGCAUGAAAUCGAGUUCGUCAAGCCUAAAAGUUUACAACCAUCUCCACUAGGACCUGGACCGGCCGCCGGCUUUCCAGCCAUGGCGCAACGAGAAGUCUCAAGAAACUACUCUAUGGAUUCCGAUAAUUCCAUGUCGGUCUCCGUUUCACAUUCACAACAACAUCAAGGUCAAGGAAGUACUGGUACCGGGAGUCCAAGUCCAACUGCUGGAGGUGCCCAACAAACAACUACAUCGAAUCUAUUCCUUCCUACCAAAGCCGAAUUGCGAAAAGCUGAGUACCUCUCCAAACGCAGCUUCGACAUUGCAAUCUGCCAGUUUCGGGAAGCACUCUAUUGCCAAUUGUCUAGCGCUCUUGAGAGUCGUGAUUGGCAAGUUUUGUUUCGCGACUUGCUCGAGUCGAAAACAGUCUCAGAAAAUCUCCUUCUACAAGUCAUGCUCUGUCCUGACGAAACGCGUGGCAACAACUCCUUGCUGCAACUAAUACUAUUGUCUUUGUCGGUGGAAUCCUUCACGCCACAUGCGUGGAUGAGUAACACGUUGGCAGUGGCGUACAACAAGAAAAGCAGUGUUGAGAAUCUUGCGACAUCGUAUCCAAGCGGAAUGUCCAGUGGAAUGAACAUUGACAGCUUAAAUCCAUCUAGUAGUUCUCCGUCUUCGGGUGGACCAAAUAGCGCAGCUGCUUCAUCGGGGACGACUUCUCGUGUGGCCUUUUUACUUGGAGGUAGUGCUGGAAAAGAUCGAGAAGACCCUCAUGACGACCUUGAUGCGGAGCUCCAUGUUACUCGUCAAGUUGCGCGUGUUCUGUCAUUACGCGGUUUUCUCUUCCAAGCAUCUGCUCCUUCCUCCGUUGCUGUGAACAACGAGAAUAUAAAGAGUCCUUUGUUUUUCUUCACGAAAGAAUCCGCCAUCGCUUUUCUGCAGAUGACUGCCGAGGACAGCCGUAGAGGCGGAUUGCCUGUAGGUGUCAUCAGCGCUGAGGAGGUUCAAAUUCUAAAACAAGCCGCCUUCUUUGCCGCAUUUGCGAUGCCGAUAAGUCCAAACAAUUCUGUCAGCUGCUUGCCAGUAAUUCAGAUUCAAGAUGAACAAGAGAAAGAGAUCACUAACGUACCCGUAGGUGGACAAGGGCAACUACAGCAAGUAGGAGGUCAUCAGCAAGCAGGCGCAGUAAGUAAAGAAGAAAUUCGCAAGCUUGCAGCUAAUAUGCAAAUCGUUCCACACGCAAGAAGUGCGGCCGCCGGUUCCUCAUCCUCACCUGACAUGCAUAACGAAAGCAGCGCAGUGUCUUCUCCAGCUCUGAUCAAUGCCCACCUCCAAAUAAGACCACCAACUUCUACUAGCCGCAGUGUGCUUUUGCUGAAGCACCGCUUGCUCCCAGUCCUGGCUUGGACUUUGAGGGGAUGGAAUCUACAGAAAAAAGAUCUUCUUGAGACGGCUAGUCUCCUAAACAAAAACGCUCGUAAGGAGACUGCGCUACAUUGUCUUCUGCAACCGAAAAACUUUCUGUUUUUGCAAGCUAUUGUCGCAGAUAGUGGCACUUCAUCCACUUCCACUUCGAUGGGCGCGUCCACCCUAGCAGGAGUAGGAACUAGUUUGGGUCGUAUGGGCCACACAUUUCUGUCGCUGUUUCUGCCAUCACAAGCUAGUGCGUGGUUGGAGCCGGACAUAAGUGGACUGACACCCUACUCCAUGCUGCAACAAUUCUUGGGAGAAAGGAUGCCUUGAGGAAGCUCAAGUCUGUGAUGAUAUCGAUUAUUUUGGAAGUGAUACAGGUACAUCCGCAAAUGAGGAAGCAGUAACCUAGGCGCUAGCAACACUGAAACAGCACCAAAAACAAGUAACACGUGUUCAACUAGAAAAACAAGAAUAAGAGGAGAGCUAAAAACAAAGCAUCAAAAAGCUUGAUCCGGUAAAACGUAUAGUGCCCCUACUGGUGGCCAGAAAUUUUUUUCUGAAAGCUCCAAAUUCAAAAUCCAAAUCUACUCCGUGUCUCCUCGUCCAUGUCGAAAUUUUAUAGUAACAGGAAUUGUGUGCAGUUUUUGAGCUUAAUUUUUUUUCGAAUUUCAUCUAUAAUUCUUCAUGGAUUGCUUUUGCUUCGGAGAGACUAUCUAGCUUGGGUUUCAUGAACAUGAGUACUGAAAUGAAGAGUAAAACUACAUAAAAAGCUUCUGGAGUUCGUGGAAAAGACGAAGACCACGACCAAUGACUUGGAAAAAAAGUCUGGGUAAAGAACAAGAAUGUUCAGCAUAUCGUUUGCGUCUCCCAGAAAACAGGUUCAUGAUCCCAUCUGGUUCGACUUGGAUGACGUGUG